AUGCCUUCUCGCCGCCCCACACGCAAGGGGACCAAAGCCUCCCCAGAUCUCGGUCCCCAGGAUCUUGCGGACAAUGCGGAAAGCUGGGGCGAGAUGAUCAACGCUCUCUGCAAGUAUUUCCAACUACCAGAGACAACCACCCGCACUGGGCUUAAGCGGAUCCAUUCCAGGUUCGAUGGGAUAUACCGUUGUCUCGAGCAAGAGUACCAGAAGAGUCAAGAUGAGCGAGUGAAGGGUGGGAUUGUGGGUAUCUACACCAGAAUGUGUGGUGAUGCGAUUCUGCGCAACAAGUUGUUUGAACGCGGGUUUGUCAACCAGGUCAUCCCGCUACUGGCCAUACCGUUCACUCGCAAUCUCGCUUUACAGUGUCUGGCCAUUAUGACUGCUGCUGCUGGCGAGCAUGUUAGGAUUCAGUCUGCUCUAUCGACGACAGCCCCUCUGCUUCAAUGUCUCAAAGACUUUCCAGAAGACCAGACGACAUUGGAGUUGUCGCUCACUAUCAUCGCGCAUUGUGUAACGGCCAAUCUUACGCCAGAUGGGUCGAUGCAGGACAAAAAACUGCGCAAGCUGCUUCCGCUGCCCGUCAUCGUUGAGGCAAUCACUGACGCCCUCCGUCAUUCUCCCUCAUUAAAGUCGCAUGCAACAGUUGAUCAUGGAAUCCUCUUUGUGGCGUCGAUGACCCAACACGUGGAGCUCAAGCCGUCUGCUACGAAUCUUCUUGUCGCUGGUCUGCGUGGCGCUGACUGGGUCUUCCGGGCGAGGUGUCUUGCGGGAUUGUUUAGAAUGCAUAUCGAAGAUUCAGAAGACGAUAUGCGAACCACGAACUUGCCCAGAAUUAUGAAUUGUUUUUCGGGCAAGGUUAAUUCUCCCCGACACCUUCGGUCUGCAAUGGAGACGUAUGGGCUCGACCGCUGCGAGGCGCUCAAAAUGAUCAAUGGUCAAUCACUUUUCAAUGAUGCCAUGCGCAAAGCUAUAUCGGACAAGGAUUUGUACGCGCUGGGGAAAACCGUAGUGCUGCUUAUUCUCCAGACGGAAAGUCCGUUCCAAGACAGUUACUGGCCUUGGGACGUUGGUCUUCCUUUCCGACGAUGGACGGAUAGUUUUCCUCAUUGUGCUAAAGCUAUCCGUGCAAAAGGUCUACCUAGUGAAACCGACCUGGCUGAUAUCCUUGACCUCAAAUACCUUCUUAUCCACCAACAACAUGGCGCGGCGAUGAGAAUGGCCGAAGCAGCCUUAAAGCGAAACCCAGAUUUCGCGUAUGGAUACUACAUCCUGACCCUUGGAGAAGACGAUUAUACGGGGCUCCGUGCGGCAAAGAAAGGUCUAAAAUGCGCCGCUGGACCCCUCAAUCUUGGGCCCUUUCUGCGUUUCCAAAUGCUCCAGCGGGCAGUCGGGCUUGCGGGUGAUUUGGCACUCCAAACAUUGCAGGAUCCCACCAGGGAAAUCGACGAUACAUGGGCACUUGGUGUUGCGUUCGUGGCGAGUGCCCUCGAGGACGGGAAGGUGUUCUUAGACGAGGCGCCGCCCGACCACAAGGAUGUCAAGACCGUGGCGUGUUGGGUCGUUUUGCUCACUCUGAUCUCGGAGGAGCCUAUUAGCGAUGAUCUGCGAGAACCAUUCCUCGAAAAGCUAAAGCAAGCACAGCAAAUGAGCACCUGGCUUGGCGUUCGCCCACCUCAAACUCAAAUCCGACUCACGACGGAAACUAUUGUGAAGCGUUUUAGUGCGGCUCAGAAUGAAUGGGCAGCAAAACUUGGUGCUGUUGAGCAUACAGACGAGGGCGAGCAGGCGGCCUCCCAGAAUCCAACUACGGAGCGGCUCGAGACAGAGUUGUCAGCUUGGUUGGCGGAUUCCGAGGUUGAGGGCCAUGGCCAUGGCCAUGGAUGUGGGCAUGAUCAUGAUCAUGGUCAUGGCACUGGGUCUCCAUCGCCGGUGAAGAUUGCGAAAACGACCUUAUAUCGCUGCUCUUACUGCAGGAACCCGUCCGCGAUGUUGCGCAAAUGUGGUGGGUGUUCCGAGGCGAGGUAUUGCGAUGCGGGAUGUCAGAAGCGCGAUUGGAAAGAACACAAGAAAAAGUGUGCUGGGAAAAUAUAA
Molecule: messenger RNA, 2094 nt
Organism: Mycena indigotica
Lineage: Eukaryota; Fungi; Basidiomycota; Agaricomycetes; Agaricales; Mycenaceae
Product: Bin3-type SAM domain-containing protein
Exons: 6
Coding region: 1-2094 (697 amino acids)
Source: RefSeq, a predicted model, not a curated record